CAUGGAGGGGAGCAGGACACGGGACAGCGGGACAGACACCGGGACAGCCAGACACCGGCACCGACCCGGGGCCCUUCGGAAGCCGUGGGGUGAAGGCCACGCGGGGGAUGAAGGACACACGUGGGGUGAAGGGCGCACCGGGGGUGAAGAAGGGCACACCUGGGGUGAUGGGCACACGGGGGGUGAGGGGCACACCGGGCGUGAGUGGCACACGAGGAGUGAGGGGCGCACCGUGACCGGCCCCAGAGGGGACACCGGACUGACCCCAGGGGCACACUGAGCCCCUGGGCUCCCCAGAGCCCGGAGGGGGCCAAGGCGGACCCGGGACAGGCCUCCCGAUGUCGGGACGGAUCUCGGGGUCUGGGCUCUCCCUCCCGCCCCACACGUGGUGGGAUUUCCCCGAGGGGCGAGGCUGGGGUGCUGAGCCCCCCCAUGUCCCCCCCCGUAACCCCUUCCUGCGGGGUGGAGCUGUGAGGCAGGAGGGGCCCUGUGGAGCAGCCGUGCUCGGUUCUGUGGGUUUUGGGGUUUUGGUCCCCCACCCCCCAGGCCUCUAUAAAAGGUGUGGGGCCGCAGGCAGGCACCCGCUGUCAGUGAUCUGCUGUGGGCUCGCCAUGGCUGCCACCUUCCUGCUGCUGCUGCUGCUGCUGGCAGCAGCAGAGGCCACGGUGCCCCUGCCCUGCCAGGGUGACCCAGCGUCCUGGUGCUGGGACACGGCCACGGCCACGCGCUGCGGCUGGGAGCAGCAGUGCCAGCACCUCCGCGACAGCCUGGCCCUGGGGAAUGCGUCUGACGGGGACAGGGACAGCAUGGGGCAGAGCAGGGGGAUUAAGUGCAGCCUGUGCACCAAGGUCCUGAAGAAGAUACAGUCGCUGGCAGGUGACGACCCCGACGAGUCGGCGGUGGCAGAAGCAAUGCGGAAGGGCUGCCGGGCGCUGGGCCGGGCUGUGGGCAAGGUGUGCAAGCGGUUGGUGAAGAAGUACCAGGACAAGAUCAGCGAGGCGCUGCAGAACGGGGACACGCCCCAGGACAUCUGCACUGCCAUGGGCAUCUGCCGCUCCUGAACACGGCACAGCCCCGAGUGCCCCCAAACCCCGAGGCCCCUCCAGCCCCUGAUGCCCCUGCAGCCCUGGCAUCCCCCUCCCCCUCAGUAAAGUCCCUCCUCUGGC
This is a messenger RNA of Taeniopygia guttata (zebra finch), 1166 nucleotides long. It is a transcript of the gene GNLY, whose product is annotated as granulysin. The record is from RefSeq and is a predicted model, not a curated record. Gene Ontology annotation, cellular component: cytolytic granule. Gene Ontology annotation, biological process: defense response to bacterium; killing of cells of another organism; antimicrobial humoral immune response mediated by antimicrobial peptide. NCBI's taxonomy places the organism in Eukaryota, Metazoa, Chordata, Aves, Passeriformes, Estrildidae.